GCGCGGGGCGCUGGCGGCGCCGGGCCUCUCUCACGGGCGCCUCCCCUUCCCCCGGCCGCGGGGCGCGAGGCCGGGCGGGCAGCGCCGCGGGGGGGCGCAUCAUCCUCGGCCCAGGCCGGGCAACACGAGGGGCCCCGCGAGCCUGCGCCGAGGACCAGGUGCGUGAGGAUGGCCGAGAGAAUGUGACCUUCGCCCGCCUGUCUGUGUUCCACCAACACCACCAUGCAGAAGCCCAGCGGCCUGAAGCCCCCAGGCCGAGGGGGCAAACACUCUAGCCCCAUGGGCAGGACAUCCACUGGGUCGGCCUCAGGCUCCACCAUAGCGGGGGCCACCAGCUCCAAGGAAGGUUCCCCCCUGCACAAGCAGGCGUCCGGCUCCCCGGCCCCCGCGGCCCCGGAGAAGCCGGGCCCGAAGGCGGCCGAGGUGGGCGACGACUUCCUGGGCGACUUCGUGGUGGGCGAGCGCGUGUGGGUGAACGGGGUGAAGCCGGGCGUGGUGCAGUACCUGGGUGAGACGCAGUUCGCGCCGGGCCAGUGGGCCGGGGUGGUGCUGGACGAGCCAGUGGGGAAGAACGACGGCGCGGUGGGCGGCGUGCGCUACUUCGAGUGCCCGGCGCUGCAGGGCAUCUUCACGCGGCCGUCCAAGCUCACCCGGCAGCCGGCGGCCGAGGGCUCGGGCAGCGAUGCCCACUCCGUGGAGUCGCUCACCGCCCAGAACCUGUCGCUGCACUCGGGCACGGCCACCCCGCCGCUGGCCAGCCGUGUCCUCCCCCUGCGGGACAGCGUCCUGGGCAGCGCGGUGAAGACCGGCAAUGAGUCAGGCUCCAACCUCUCCGACAGCGGCUCCGUGAAGCGGGGCGACAAGGACCUGCGCCUGGGGGACCGCGUGCUGGUGGGCGGCACAAAGACUGGUGUGGUGCGGUAUGUGGGGGAGACAGACUUCGCCAAGGGCGAGUGGUGUGGCGUGGAGCUGGAUGAGCCCCUGGGGAAGAACGACGGGGCCGUGGCAGGAACCAGGUACUUCCAGUGCCCGCCCAAGUUCGGGCUCUUCGCACCCAUCCACAAGGUGAUCCGCAUCGGCUUCCCAUCCACCAGCCCCGCCAAGGCCAAGAAGACCAAGCGCAUGGCCAUGGGUGUCUCAGCGCUGACCCACAGCCCCAGCAGCUCCUCCAUCAGCUCCGUCAGCUCCGUGGCCUCCUCUGUGGGUGGCCGGCCCAGCCGCAGCGGCCUGCUCACGGAGACCUCCUCGCGCUACGCCCGCAAGAUCUCGGGCACCACGGCCCUGCAGGAGGCGCUGAAGGAGAAGCAGCAGCACAUCGAGCAGCUGCUGGCCGAGCGCGACCUGGAGCGGGCCGAGGUGGCCAAGGCCACCAGCCACAUCUGCGAGGUGGAGAAGGAGAUCGCACUGCUCAAGGCGCAGCACGAGCAGUAUGUUGCAGAGGCGGAGGAGAAGCUGCAGCGUGCACGGCUGCUGGUGGACAGUGUGCGCAAGGAGAAGGUGGACCUGUCCAACCAGCUGGAGGAGGAGCGGAGGAAGGUGGAAGACCUGCAGUUCCGCGUGGAGGAGGAGUCCAUCACCAAGGGAGACCUGGAGACCCAGACGCAGCUGGAGCAUGCGCGCAUUGGGGAGCUGGAGCAGAGCCUGCUACUGGAGAAGGCGCAGGCGGAGCGGCUGCUCCGAGAAUUGGCGGACAACAGGCUGACCACGGUGGCCGAGAAGUCACGCGUGUUGCAGCUGGAGGAGGAGCUGAGCCUGCGGCGCGGCGAGAUCGAGCAGCUGCAGCAGUGCCUGCUGCACGCGGGGCCCCCGUCCCCCGACGACCCCGAGGCCGCCGAGGCACUUCGGCUGCGCGAGCAGCUGCUGUCGGCCUCCCAGGAGCAGCGGCGGGAAAGCGGGGCGCUGCGGGACAAGUACGAGGCGGCGCUGAAGGCCUACCAGGCCGAGGUGGACAAGCUGCGUGCCGCCAACGACAAGUACGCGCAGGAGGUGGCCGACCUCAAGGCCAAGGUGCAGCAGGCCACCAGCGAGAACAUGGGGCUCAUGGACAACUGGAAGUCCAAGCUGGACUCGCUGGCCUCCGACCACCAGAAGUCCCUGGAGGACUUGAAGGCCACGCUGAACUCGGGCCCCGGCGCCCAGCAGAAGGAGAUAGGGGAGCUCAAGGCCGUGCUGGAGGGCAUCAAGAUGGAGCACCAGCUGGAGCUGGGCAACCUGCAGGCCAAGCACGACCUGGAGAUGGCCGUGCACGCCAAGGAGAAGGAGGGCCUGCGGGAGAAGCUGCAGGAGGCGCAGGAGGAACUGGCCGGGCUGCGGCAGCACUGGCGCGCCCAGCUGGAGGCGCAGGCCGCCCAGCACCGGCUGGAGCUGCAGGAGGCCCGCGACGGGCGCCGCAACGCCGAGCUGCGCGCGCAGGAGCUGGAGGGGCUGGACGUGGAGUACCGCGGGCAGGCGCAGGCCAUCGAGUUCCUCAAGGGGCAGAUUGCGCUGGCCGAGCGGAAGAUGCUGGACUACGAGCGGCUGCGGGAGAAGCUCCUGGUUGCCGAGAACAGACUCCAGGCUGCCGAAGCCCAGUGCUCCGCCCAGCACGGCCACGUGAUUGACUCGGAUGACCUCUCGGAGGAGAAGAUCAGGAUGGAGGAGAUGGUGGAGGGCUUGCAGGAAAAGCUGAACAAGAGGGACAAAGAGGUGACAGCCUUGACGUCCCAGGCCGAGGCGCUCAGGGCCCAAGUAAGUGUGCUAGAGAGCAAGUGCAAGUCUGGGGAGAAGAAGGCAGAUGCCCUGCUGAGGGAGAAGCGGCGCCUGGAGGCUGAGCUGGAGGCCAUGUCCCGAAAGACACAUGACGCCUCUGGCCAGCUGCUGCUCAUCAGCCAGGAACUGCUGCGCAAGGAGCGGAGCCUGAACGAGCUGCGGGUGCUGCUGCUGGAGGCCAACCGCCACUCACCGGGGCCGGAGCGCGACCUGAGCCGCGAGGUGCACAAGGCCGAGUGGCGGCUCAAGGAGCAGAAGCUCAAGGACGACAUCCGGAGCCUGCGUGAGAAGCUGACUGGGCUGGACAAGGACAAGGACAAGGCCCUGGAGCAGCGGCGCUACUCGCUCAUCGACCCGGCGGCGGCCCCCGAGCUGCUGCGGCUGCAGCGCCAGCUAGCGGGCACGGAAGACGCGCUGCGGGCCGCGCUGGAGCAGACGCAGCGCGUGGAGGCGCUGGUGGAGGCGCUGCGGGGCGCCGGGGCGCAGACCAUGGGCAGCUCCUCCUCUGCCAACGGGAUCCACCAGCAGGACAAGGCCCACAAGCAAGAGGACAAGCACUGACCCCAGGGCCUCGGUGGAGCUGCCAUUCACACCAGAGCCCAGCCAGGCUGCACAGCGGCGCCCUCUUCAGGCAGGGGCCGGGACUGUCACUUGGGAGGCUUGGCUACAGUCAUGAACUGACCGCCGCGGACAAUCCCUGCAGGACGUGGGGCUUCCCCAGCACAGCCUUCCUCAGGGAGGGGUGCAGCGGCCUGGCCAGGGACCGCACCCUGCUCCCGGCGGCUUCUGCAAUUUGGGGUGGCCGAGAGACCUGGCCAGGCCCCGCGCCCCGGAGCCAGCAGUGCUGUAGUCCCCGGGUGCCCCGGACCCCUCCCCUCCUCCCUUUCCCAGGUCCCCCGCAGGCCCUGGGGGCCAGAGCAGGGCCCAGGGUCCCCUGCAGGCCACAGGGGCCCCCAGGCUGCGGUCCCCGUGCUGCGGGCCCUCCAUACAGCGGUACGAGCUCCCCGCGGCCCAGCGACGCCCCGGUUUUAGUGAGGGACCAGGUCCCGCGCCCCCUUCCACCGCCAUUGCCAGCCUGAGGGCGACAGGCAGGGCUGGAGCCCCGGAUAGGCGCAGCGGUCGGGGCUGCAGGUGGCUCAGGACCCCGUGUCUUCCCCUCCCGCCCCUGCGCAGCUCUCGCAUUCGGAUCCGUUAACCGCAGCUAGAAGUCGCUUUAGUGGCCUAACCUCAUCGGUGCCGCCCCGAGAGGCUGACAGCUCGCAGCCAGGGCCCCACGGCGGGGACCAGUCGCAGGCGGCAGGGGCCCAGGAGGCCGCUUCCCCCAGCAGCAGUGCCUGCCGCCCGCGUGGCCGGCCGCGCCCCUCCCCCACCCCUCCCCCAGUGGAAUUGUGGAAGUGUGGGAGACCUUGCGCGGGACAAUAAAGCUUGUGACUGAGGUGCAGAA
Heterocephalus glaber (naked mole-rat) is the source of this 4192-nucleotide messenger RNA. It is a transcript of the gene Clip2, whose product is annotated as CAP-Gly domain containing linker protein 2. Gene Ontology annotation, molecular function: microtubule plus-end binding. The record is from RefSeq and is a predicted model, not a curated record. Gene Ontology annotation, biological process: cytoplasmic microtubule organization. Gene Ontology annotation, cellular component: microtubule plus-end; cell cortex; nucleus. Lineage: Eukaryota; Metazoa; Chordata; Mammalia; Rodentia; Bathyergidae.